This is a messenger RNA of Nothobranchius furzeri (turquoise killifish), 4909 nucleotides long. RefSeq names its product dihydropyrimidinase like 2b (gene dpysl2b). Gene Ontology annotation, molecular function: hydrolase activity, acting on carbon-nitrogen (but not peptide) bonds. Lineage: Eukaryota; Metazoa; Chordata; Actinopteri; Cyprinodontiformes; Nothobranchiidae. Gene Ontology annotation, cellular component: cytoplasm. The record is from RefSeq and is a predicted model, not a curated record.
GGACUGGGUGUGACUCUGAGGAACUGUCCCUGGUCCUGAACGCUUCCUGGCCCCCUCAGCUGUCUGACAGACGCCCCGUGGAGGCAUUUGAACCAUUUUAGGACUCUCACAGCUUCUAGACUCCCUGACAUGCAGAUCUCUGAGGAUUAGGAGCUCUGAUUUCCUCCCUUCACUCAGACUCCAGGUAAUAACUCAUCAGAUCAGAGCUUACUGGAUCAUUACAAGCAGGCUGCAGGUCUCUCCACAGAAUGACAGACGCGGGGUUUGAUUAGAUGUGUGCGUAAGCGUUUUGUCACUGAUCUGCACAGAGCAGAGGGCUGUCUGCUGCCUCCUGGUCUUCAUUGUGGGAGAGCUUUCUCUCAGCGCGUGUUUUCCCUUUGUCACAGCAGCGACCACCUGCGCGUGCAAGCCAGCGAAGGCGGUGGCUGUCCAGACAGCUGCGAGACGGAGCUGAGACAAAAAGAGGAAAAAGCCAAGCUCAGGAAGCGCCUGAUAAAUCCAGGGAAAAAAGAAAAGAAAAAUCACCAUCCCACAGGCAUGUCAACCACCGAGGAAGUGCCUCCUUUCUUCCAGAAGAUCGGCUCCGACAGCCCGUCCAGGCCGAGGCAGAAAUUCUGUGGCGUGUUCUGCCCGGUGGAGGGCUCCUCGGACAGCAAGACUCUGGACUUUGACGCGCUGUCGGUGUGCAGAGGAAGGAGCGGCGGCAGAGUCAUUGACCGGCAGAGCGACAUCUCCCAGCCCAGGAAGGUGGAGAUCCGGGAGAGCUCAGGCAAAGAGGCGCUCCAGAACCUGGACGAUAAGCGGAGUGACCGUCUCCUGGUCAAAGGAGCGAAGAUCGUGAACGAUGAUCAGUCCUUCUGCGCUGACAUCUAUAUGGAGGAUGGGGUCAUUAAACAAAUUGGGGAAAACCUCAUUGUUCCCGGCGGGGUGAAAACCAUCGACGCCCAUGGUGGCAUGCUGAUGCCGGGCGGCAUCGACGUGCACACACGCUUCCAGAUGCCGGACCGGGGAAUGACAUCUGCCGAUGACUUCUACCAGGGCUCUAAGGCGGCGCUGGCAGGAGGAACCACCAUGAUUAUCGACCACGUGGUUCCCGAGCCCGGCGUCAGCCUCAUCUCAGCCUUCGAACAGUGGUGCGAGUGGGCCGACAGCAAGUCCUGCUGCGACUACUCGCUGCACGUCGACAUCACAGAGUGGCACAGAGGGGUCGCCGAAGAGAUGGAGUCACUGGUGAAGGACCACGGUGUGAACUCUUUCCUUGUCUAUUUGGCCUAUAAGGAUGUUUUCCAGCUCUCUGAUGCUCAGGUUUACGAGGUGUUCAGCGUGAUCCGAGAUCUGGGAGCCGUCGCUCAGGUUCACGCUGAGAACGGAGACAUCGUAGCUGAGGAGCAGCGCAGGAUUCUGGAGCAGGGGAUCACGGGGCCUGAAGGCCACGUGUUGAGCCGUCCUGAGGAGGUGGAGGCGGAGGCUGUUAACCGUGCCGUGACUGUGGCCAAUCAGACGAACUGCCCGCUCUACGUCACCAAGGUGAUGAGUAAGAGUGCUGCUGAUGUCAUCGCCCAGGCGAGGAAGAAGGGUACCGUGGUCUACGGAGAGCCCACCACUGCUAGCCUGGGAACAGACGGGUCCCACUACUGGAGCAAGAACUGGGCCAAGGCUGCAGCCUAUGUCACCUCCCCUCCCCUCAGCCCUGACCCGACCACACCGGACUAUCUCAACUCGCUGCUGUCCUGUGGUGACCUGCAGGUGACAGGAAGUGCACACUGUCCCUUUAACACAGCUCAGCGCGCCGUGGGGAAAGACGACUUCACCUUGAUCCCUGAGGGGGUCAACGGCACCGAGGAGAGGAUGUCCAUCAUCUGGGACAAGUCUGUGGUGACGGGUAAGAUGGAUGAAAACCAGUUUGUGGCUGUGACCAGCACCAACGCCGCCAAGAUCUUCAACCUGUACCCCCGCAAGGGGCGCAUCGCCGUGGGGUCCGAUGCAGAUCUGGUGCUGUGGGACCCAGACGUCACCAAGAUCAUCUCCGCCAAGAGCCACAACUCGACUGUGGAGUACAACAUCUUUGAGGGCUUGGAGGUGCGCGGCGGUCCCCUGGUGGUCAUCAGCCAGGGGAAGAUCGUCUUGGAGGAAGGAAACCUCCACGUCACCGAGGGUUCGGGUCGGUUUGUGGCCCGCAAACCUUUCCCUGACUACGUCUACAAGAGGAUAAAAGCUCGCAGCAGGAUGGCUGAGCUAAGGGGCGUGCCCAGGGGUCUGUACGACGGCCCGGUCUGUGAGGUAUCCAUCACUCCUAAAGUCAUGACUCCUGUCUCCUCCGCCAAGACGUCUCCUGCCAAACAACCCAACCAGCCUGUCCGCAACCUGCACCAGUCUGGGUUCAGUCUGUCCGGAGCUCAGGUUGACGACAACGUUCCUCGCAGGAACACCCAGCGCAUCGUGGCGCCUCCGGGCGGCCGGGCCAACAUCACCAGCCUGGGUUAGAGUGUGUCCCCCCUCACCCCCCCACCCCUUAUUGGACACAGAAGAAAAAACGAGAAAAAAGUCUGCCUCAUGAUGGGAAAAAAGAGAAAAAACACUGCUUAGUUGAGCACUUUGACUACAUUAUUUAGAUUUUUUAUACUGUUUUUGCCAUUUGAUUUUUCUUUGCUGAUGUUCUUCAAGGUUCUGGCGAAACUAAUCUUAGUUAAAGUAGUUUAUGGAGGAUAUUGACUGACGAUUGCUUUCAUUUAGUUUGUAGCUGAAAUGGAGAAAAAGGUACAAACUGGCUCCUGAUGUGCUUUUUGUUUUUUAUGUUGAAUAAAUCAGAAGUAAAGUUGCUUUUUAAGAGUUUUGCAGUCGAGUGGAGAAUCUCCAUAGCUGCAAACGUCCUGCUGUUUGUUCUACGUUGCAUUUUAUUCACUUUUUUAAUUGAAUAUUUGAACUCCGAGGGCUGCCUUAAGUGAGUUUUUUAUUUAAAUGUUUAACAGGUGUGAAAGUUGAGGGUCAGUUGGAGGGCAGGUAGGGGUCUUCGGCACACACACACACACACACACACACACACACACACACACACACACACACACACACACACACACACACACACACACACAGUUUUUUUUUGUCUGUUUUACGUCAUAAUUAAGUAGCAGCAUUAACUGUGGAAGUUUGUGAUCGUUCAUGACGGUCAAAGUCUUAAUUUUGUUGCCUUAUUGUCUCAUUUUUUCAUUUCUAGAGCAGGGAAGGUACCAAUCAUAUCCCAGCUGCUCGUUUAACACACUCCUGUUUCACAAAGGUCCACAUUUCUUCAAAUCCAUCCAUUAGCGCACAGAAUGUUAAAAUGACCAUCUCUAUUUGUUAUGUGCCUGAAGCCACAGAAGCUGUACCGAUAGUCUGAAUCUCUUUCUGUUCUUUUGGAGGUGAGUGAAGGAUGUAAGAUAAAAGAUGUAAAAUAGCCAGGAAUAACCGAUUCAAAGGUGCCAGAUGUUUCUGCUUUCAACGAGGCGAUGGAGCCUCCCGUACAGACGGAUAAAAAAAAUUAAUAAGCAGCUUGAUAUCUUGAAAUGUACUUUUAGAGUUUUUAUCCUUGUUGUCAGAUUGCUUUCUAGUGUUAUUCUGUAACUAGGUGCCUAAAGGCUGAGCACUAUUGAUUUCUGCUUGGAAGUAGACCAGAGCUGGUGUAUUCUGUGUGCAGUGUUGAUGUGAGAGGGAUGGAGCCGCAGCUCAACCGCUGUUCAAGAGUCUUCUUAAAUUUACUUCUCAUUAAACAGAUUUGCUGGGUUCCCACUUAUGUUAACUUUAUAUUUUUCCUCAACAAGAUGCAACAGCUUCCUCCUGCAGCCAUACUUUAUCACAGCUAGCUUUAAAUUCACUUCAGCUUCUCUUCGAACACCAAAGUUGCCGUUUUGCUUUUGUGUGCAUCUAAAGUUGGAAUCUUUCACAAAUGUGCACGCAGACGUGAAGCAAAACCAGUAUUUUGGUGCUUCGCGCCCCCCCCCCCCCCCCCCCCCCACACACACACACACACACAAGCUCGCUCUGGGAUAGGGCUGUUAGAAGGGAGAGAGUGGUAUAAUCACUUUAGCAUCAGAUAAUCUCUAAGCUCCCUGAACUGUUUUACAGUUGUAACUGAGGGGGGUGUUAGGGGGUCGGGUUCCACCGUGGCUAACAAUGUUUGGCAGCAACCCCUUCUCUCCCACCCCUUAAUGCUUCUUUCCUUGUUUCUGACUGUUGCCAUGGUGACCAACAUCUCCACUCUAGCAGCAUUUUGCUUUCUUUUCUUUUUUUUUGUUUUUCUUUGUCAUGCCAACGCUUGUUGGAACCCAAGUUGCCACCGGCAACCGCCGCCCAGACUCGGUGCUGUUGUUGCAGAAAUAUUUUGGACAUCUUUUUCUAAUUAUUGUGUCUCUGCAGCAGCAUCCUUGUGGAACAUCAGAACCAAACCUGCGUCCUGUUACUUCCGAGUACACACACACACAUACACACACCGCUCUUGUCAGCUUGAAUGCUUUUUCUACACCAUAAUAUGCUAAUAUUGAUGUAAGAGUGACAUGUAUGUAAACAACUUGCAGACUGGCAGGUUCUUCCUCCUGCUCUGAGGUUGUUGAUGCUGUUGAAACCCCCACCCCCCUUGCCUCUGUAAGCUUUAUCACCCCCCCCCCCUGUGAAAGUGAACCAGUGUGGUGGUGUUUGUCUCGCUGGCUGUGGGGUUUCUGGGAUGCUUGCUUGUUAUGAUAAACCUGUAAGAUUUCAUGGAUGGUGAUGUAAAAAAUUGAAAGAAGCAACAAGGAUUUGAAAUAAUAAAAAAACAAAACAAGAAAAAACUGAAUUAAAUCAGUUUCUUUUGUUUCUGUAUGAUGCAAGAAAGUGAGCUACCUCUGGUGAGUUAGAGGUGGUCCUGCCACAAUAAAACCUCCACAACGAACAAAGA